AUGGCGGAUCACAUAGUCAGAGAAUUGGAAGCUGCGGCACAAAUUAUUUUAGCCCCCCCUAAUAUUAUAACGGCUGAGCAGCGUCAGUCGGCAGAGGCUGUUUUUUUAAACUUCCGUAAGACAAAAUCACCGUACCAGUUGUGUCGGAAUAUUUUAGAAACGAGCACUGUCGAUUAUGUGCUGUUUGAGGCAGCUGGACUGGUCAAGGCAGCUCUCGUUAGGGAAUGGAAUUUAUUACCUAGCAGUGAUAUUAUAUCGUUCAGGCAGUAUCUGCUGCAUUACAUCAUUAGUAAACCGACAUUGGCACCCUUCGUCAGGGAGCGGAUACUCCAGGUUAUCGCGAUUAUGGUGAAGAGGGGAAGUAUUGAGGAUAAUGGCGAGGAGAGGAGAGCCAUUCUCAAUGAAGUCGAGGGGAUGGUCAUGAGUGGGGACAUGCAGAGGCAACUUCUUGGUUGUAGCAUGAUAUCAGCCCUAAUGCAGGAGUACGCAUCGACAGUUAAAUCCUCAGACGUUGGGUUAAAAUGGGAAGUGCAUUUCAGCGCCAAAAGACACUUCGAAGUCACAGAUUUAAAACGCAUAUUCAAGUUCAGUAUAAGUGCAUUGUCAGAGUUAACGAAGGAUGGAAUUCCUGAAACAAGUCUGCCACUCGUCAAACACCUGCUCUCCAUUGCUGAGGGGGUCCUCGUUUGGGGCUUCAUCUACGCAAAUUUGCCCAAAAGACUGAUCGGUGUCUUCGAGGCUGUUUACGAGUCAGACAGCAGUCCAGCCCUUCGAAUGGGCCCCAUGUGGCGAGACGUCAUCCUGGAGCCAGUUGUCCUCCAAGUAUUCUUCUCAUUAUACUGGAAAGUCAGAACAAAUCCUCAACUGGCCCAUCACGCCAGGAACUGUCUCGUCCAGCUGGCCAGUCUCAACGGUGCCGUAGUGGCCAUUCACGCAGCCCAAGUCGAGUACCUCACCGACUACCUGAAGGAAUUCCUAAAGCUAGUCUCAAAUAUCGAGAUAAUCGAUCAGGAGGCACUCGGCAUCGCCAACAUGAUUCGCAAGAUCAUCACGUUCUUUCGUCCAGCGUUGACUUCCAUACCCGAGGAGAUACUGAGAUCCUUCAUGGAACAAGUCUCAAGGCUGACUUGCAUAUUCGCCGAAGGAGCUGCCCAGGAGGAGUCCAUGUGCGCCCAGGAUUGCCUGUACAUGGAGGCUUUCGAGAAGAUGCUGGAGACCUGGUCGUCAGUCCUAUCAGAGUCCCAUUUAUUCCCCACUGAAUUCUGCCAGCAGAGUUCAGCUCAGAUAUUCAAUGUCUACCUCAAGUGUCAUCUGUCCUCUCCAGAGGGAACUAGAAACUCAUUGCAACACGAUUUGAACGAGGACAUCGACGACUCCGAGGAAGAUGAUCGAGCUAAAUUCAAGGAGCAGCUGCAGACAAUCGGAAAUUUUGGCAGACAGGUGCCCAGUCACUCGCUCCCAGUGCUCUCUCACCUCCUAGAAAUCAGAACAAGUAAAUUGAGACAAGAAUUGAGUCAAUUAGUCGGUCAACCCAAGUCCCUGAACAUGAAUUCAAACCUCAAAGAAUUGUACGAGGACCUCCACUGGCUAGUUUUGAUAGCUGGACAUGUCCUCUGCAUGGAGUCAGAGGGGGAGAUAGCUCUGAUACCUUCAGAGCUCAUGAGGUACAGCAUCGAGCAGCCCCAGCAGGGACGAGUGGACGUCAACGUGUCCUUGCAGCUGCUGGCAUCACUGGGACACAAUAUCUCGGAGAUCCAGGGGGCCGAGGAGUCGGCAGAUCAUGUGAUUCGCCUCAUCUCCACAGUAUUUCGAUUGUGUGAGAUCGAAAAAACAGCUAUUGGUGCUAACAUUGCUGACACAUUGAGCCCAGAAUUGAGCAGUACAAUCGUCUGGUUCUUGCACAGAUGGUCGUUGAGCUAUUUGCUACCCACCGAGAAUUAUUACUCCGAAAUAAGUCCAACUCUCCUUCAAGCAUUUGGUGACGACAGCCCUGGUGCCCCCUGGAUCGUCAAUUUUUUGAUAGAGAAGGUCGAGUGCAAUGUCAAUACUUUCAAAGGAGAGCAGAAUCUAAUCAAAGAUACGAUGCAGUUGCUAGUCGCUUUAGUCGAGUCACAAUCAAAAGCUUCUUAUAUUCUCAAGUCUGAGAGGUUCGGCAGUCUGAUUGAUUUGGCUACUAAAGUCCAGUAUCAGUUGCCUCAGACCGCGAAACGAGGACUUAUGAGGGCCAUUGUCCAGGCUGGGGCUGCACUCCAGGGUGAUAACAACGAGGGCUACUGGUCCCAGACCCUCCAGCCUCUGCACGACAGGUUCAAGCAGAUUGUCUCGAAUAAUAAUUUCUCGAGGUCGUACCAUCAGGAGGAGGUCAGGGUGCAGAUAAUCGAUGUCCUCGAGUCUUUCAUUGGCGCUGCCCAGGGGGUCCAAGCUUCAACUGUCAAACCAGUCUUUCAUUAUGUUUCUCCAGUGCUGGCGGAACUCGCCAAUGCCCUCGGGCUCUACCACAAUUAUCAGGAGAUGGUCCAGCUGAUUUUGGAAAUGUUCUGCGAGUGCACACGAAGGAUGUUGUGUUAUCUUCCUGAACCUCAGAGCAUUAGAGUGUAUGAGGCGUGUUUGCAGACUAUUCAGACUUAUGCGAGGUGCAAUACCAAUCGUUUGACUGUGGACGUCACCAAGGAGGAGGACACCUUUCAGGAUAUUCUGUUACUCAUGCAGUUACUGACCAAUUUGCUGAGUAAGGAUAUUUUGGAUUUGAGUCAUUCGGAGGGCUUCCCCGGGCAGGAGCAACAGCAGCAACAGCAGCCAGUCACACCUGCUGAUGUUUUUCUUUUUGGACUUAAUAUUGUCAUGCCCAUGAUGACUAUUGAACUUCUCAAGUUUCCAUCACUUUGUCACCAGUAUUUUAAAAUGAUUACAUUUGUCUGUGAGAUAUAUCCAAAGAAAGUUUGUGAACUUCCCCCCGAGUUACUCCAACAAUUAAUGGCUUCAGUUGAGCUAGGGCUCUUCUCGUUUGGCCAUCAAAUAACAGUAUUGUGCUGCGAUAUUAUUCAAGUCAUGGCGAAACAUAUUUAUACUGAAGCUGAGAAGGGGCAGCCGAAAAAUCAGCUAAUGGCGCCUUUUAUGAAUCUACUGAUGAAUCUCAUCCUAUCGAACCAAAUAAAUUCCGAUUUAGUAUCGAAUACCAGCAUACCCCUGUACUUCCUGAUCUGCUGUUAUCAGGAGCAAUAUCAGGCACUUGUGCAAAAUUUCUUGGCAGCUCAGCCGGACCCAGAGGUUGCCCAGAGACUGGCAGCAGCAUUCAACAAUCUCACUGCAAACAUUCAACUGAACACAGAGCGAAUUCACAAACUCAAGUUUAGAGAUAAUUUCGACAAUUUUGUUGUGACUGUUCAGGGUUUUAUGCUGGUCAAGUAGAAAUCAAUUUACGUUAUUUACUUAUAAAAUACUCUUAACGCAAUAUUUUCCAGUUUGACCCUCACGUUUAUCCAGUCAACAUUUUUCUUUUUGUAUUCCUUUUGCAUUUCUACGAACGAGAAUUGACGACAGAAGCCAGGGAAUUUGCUAAAUUCGAGGGAGAGAAUUUUUACGUGAUUGAUGAUACACCUGAUGUAUAUGUGUGUGUACAUACAGAUAUAAAUAGAAAUUGGUUUUACUGAGACUGCUCGGGGGGGAACUUAAUCACAUAGAAUGAGUGACGAUAAUGUAAUUAUGUAAGAAAGGAGUAAGUCGAUUGUUUCAGACUUAUUAUUUUAUUUCUUCACGAGAAUAACGAAAUUGCCAAGAUAAAUGCAACUUUACAUGUACAUACAUCUCGUUCUAUAUGUUUACUUAUACUAUAAGUAGAGUAAGUCAACGUCAUAAAUAAAUAAGAAAUAGAUAAUGACAAUUUUAUUGAAAGUUUUACUCUACGAUCCACAUUUAAAUACUAAUUAUUAUAAACUCAAAGUGUAUUGUCUUUGUUCGUGAAUAAGAAUGAUUUUGAAAAAUCAAAUAUUUUUUAAAAUGAUAGAUUUUAUUAUUACAACCAGCGUGAAAUUGUUUUCACAUGGGAUACGUUGAUAUGUGGGGCUUUAUUUAUUCGUUAAAAAUGCUCCAAGUGUGAAUUAUUUCAAAAGUUUUUCAUCCACUUAUUUUUCAUCUCGUCUAUAUGUAUAAUAAUAUAUAAAUUGUAUACACCCUCAUUAAAAAUUAUUUGCUUGAUUCACACAUGCAAUACGUUCAAGUA
Molecule: messenger RNA, 4219 nt
Organism: Diachasma alloeum
Lineage: Eukaryota; Metazoa; Arthropoda; Insecta; Hymenoptera; Braconidae
Product: exportin-4
Exons: 6
Coding region: 1-3408 (1135 amino acids)
Biological process (GO): protein export from nucleus
Cellular component (GO): nuclear pore; cytoplasm
Molecular function (GO): nuclear export signal receptor activity
Source: RefSeq, a predicted model, not a curated record